Molecule: messenger RNA, 891 nt
Organism: Telopea speciosissima
Lineage: Eukaryota; Viridiplantae; Streptophyta; Magnoliopsida; Proteales; Proteaceae
Product: putative disease resistance protein At1g50180
Exons: 1
Coding region: 1-891 (296 amino acids)
Molecular function (GO): ADP binding
Source: RefSeq, a predicted model, not a curated record
AUGGCAGCUUCGAUUGCUUUGAAUGUCUUAGAUAGCCUGUGCCAAGUGAUUGUGAAAGAAGCAGAUUUGUUUCUUGUAGUGGAAGAUCAGGUCAAGACCCUUGGAGACCAGCUCAAACUUAUGGGUUCUUUCCUAAGAGAUGCAGAGAGAGCAGAGGGUCAAGAACAUGUUGCAAUGGAGGAAUUGGUUAUCCAAAUUAGGGAUUUAACCUAUAAAGCUGAGGACAUCAUUGAGAAAUACUUGGUGGUUGCAAGGCAAAGUGCAUUUGGCUUUGAUCGUUUGAAUUCCAAAUUCCAUAGAUUAUUCACUAAGAAUGAUUUUGGAAGAAUGUUUGAACCCAUCAGAAAACAAAUUGAGGAAAUUUAUGCAAACAAGUCUGGUGGAACUGAAGAAACAACAGAAGUUGCUUUCCAUGAAUCUUAUCUUGAUGGGUCACCAUUGCCCAAGUACAGGAAAGGUUCCUAUGUUGCAGACAAUGCUGAUGUGGUAGGAUUCCACAGUGACAUUGAAAUGCUGGUUCCACGAUUGAUUGAAGGAGGAACACGGCGUGCUGUCGUACCAAUUGUCGGAGUUGGUGGCUUAGGUAAGACUACUUUGUCCAAGAAAGUCUUUAACCUUGUAAAGAGUAAGUUCAGAUGCCAUGCUUGGGUUUCUAUAUCUCAAGAUUGCACAUCCAUGAAUGUUUUGCAGAAGAUUGUAAAAUCUUUUACAGGGAUCAUAGAAGUGAAGGAAAUAGAAAAGAAGCUUUCAGACUUCCUCAAGUACAAGAAGUACUUAAUAGUCUUGGAUGAUAUAUGGAGAACUGAUGUCUUGGAGGAUUUGGCUCCACACUUUCCUGAUGAUAACAAUGGAAGUAGAAUAAUGUUCAGCCAAAAGAGAAACUGGAGUUGA